Rotaria sp. Silwood1 is the source of this 222-nucleotide messenger RNA. The record is from the annotation of a GenBank genome assembly. Lineage: Eukaryota; Metazoa; Rotifera; Eurotatoria; Philodinida; Philodinidae.
AUGGCAUUAAGAACGUCGACGAAUUAUAAGGCUGUAUCAAAUGGCUUUACAUGGGUUGUUGGUGCUUGUGGUAACGGCAUGGAAUUGAGUGCAGCUGGUACUACUUGUGAAUGUCCGAUUGGUUACAUUUUAAGACCUUGCGUGCUUAACCAGAAUUGGGGUGGUAUUGAUGGAGCAACGUGCACAGCACCUUCACAAUCAAUAACACUUACAUUCGAAUGA